This is a messenger RNA of Microthlaspi erraticum, 1068 nucleotides long. The record is from the annotation of a GenBank genome assembly. Lineage: Eukaryota; Viridiplantae; Streptophyta; Magnoliopsida; Brassicales; Brassicaceae.
AUGGGUCACAAAAGAUUGAGAGAUGAUGAAGGCGAUGUAUUGAGAGAUGACGAAGGCGAUGUACGGGUUCGCUCCGAGUUCCCGAUCACCUGCAGUUCUUGCCUCAAUCCGUGCGUCCGAAAGAGUUGGAGUGAGGAUGCUUUGAUAAGGCGUGCAAGACUUGGAUUCAGCCAAGAGUCUUUCAUUCCUGCAGCACAUGAGAUGCCCACUCAUCCCUCAGGAUUGGAUGAUCCCUUUGCAAAUCCUAGCGGUCUCCGGAAUUUGGUACCACCAGAGGAUAAAAGCAUCAAAACGCUUGUCCUCCGAGGAGAUAACUUGAGAUACCUCGAGCAGGACAUGCGUGAAAAGUUUGUCUCCUAUGGAGAAAUCGAAUCUAUCCAUGUCAGAUCCUUGGCCUUGGAUGACUGGGCGUAUGUCACAUACAAAACCCGACAAGGAGCUGAGAAGGCCACCCAAGGGCUUGACGACGACUGGCUAGUCGUCAAUUGUCAGUGGCUAAGACUAGCAUGGGUCCGCGAAUCUCAUCAGGAUUCUUUGAACCAAUUUGUCAAUGUGUCUCAGAAAUUAGCUUCUUCUUCCGACGUGCCAGUCCUUUGCGACCCUUGCCUUUCGAAGAAGCCCAAGAAAAAAGUUGCAAGGAGGCCAGAAUCCGGUGAUCAUCUUGUAUACAAGAAGGAGACGCCCAGACAAGAAAGAGAGCGCCAUCGACAAGAGACUUUAAGCAGGCCAGAUGUGGCAGCGUUACAUGCAGAAGCUGGUCCUUGCACUCUGGAACCGCCAAAGGAUAAAAGCGUCAGAACUCUUCUCGUCCGUGGACUUGACGAGAGUGUCCUCGAGCAGGACGUGCGUGACCACUUUGUUGCUUAUGCAGACAUCCAAUGUGUCACUAUGACAUACACGCACGGCUGGGCCUGGGCGUUUGUCAAUUUCACAACCCGACAAGCAGCUGAGAAGGCCAUGCAACAACUCUCCGAGGGUCUAGUCAUCGACGGCCAGAGGUUUCAGGUCACAUGGGCACAGCCUUUCUUCCCCGAACCUGAUGAAAGUAGUUCGAACCAUGAUGACUGA